This is a messenger RNA of Staurois parvus, 516 nucleotides long. The record is from the annotation of a GenBank genome assembly. NCBI's taxonomy places the organism in Eukaryota, Metazoa, Chordata, Amphibia, Anura, Ranidae.
GUGAUCAGAGCCAAAGUGGUUGGCAAAAAACUGAUGAACGAUGGGCCUUUCGGUACAAUGCGUUACACUGUUAAACAGAUGAAGAUGUACCGUGGUUUCAAAAAGAUGCCUCAAGUCCAAUAUAUCUACACAGAGUCCUCUGAGAGCCUCUGCGGAGUUAAGCUGGAGGUUAACAAGUAUCAGUAUCUGAUCACAGGCCGUGUCUAUGAAGGCAAGGUAUACACUGGACUGUGCAAUUUGAUUGAGAAAUGGGACAAGUUGACAUUGGCCCAGCGUAAAGGGCUCAAUCAUCGCUAUCACCUGGGAUGUAACUGCAAGAUCAAGCCUUGCUAUUACCUCCCCUGCUUCAUUACAUCCAAGAGUGAGUGCCUGUGGACAGAUCUGCUCUCAAAUUUUGGCUACCCAGGUUAUCAGUCCAAAAACUACGCCUGCAUCAAGCAGAAGGAGGGUUACUGCAGUUGGUACAGAGGAUGGACUCCACCAGACAAAACCGUGAUCAACACCACGGACCCCUGA